AAGCUUUCCUCAGUUUGAAGUGAAACUCUUAAUUAUUUUUGUUCAUUCCAAUAGUAUUGGAAGGUUAGAACAGUAUUAAAAUUCUCUAAACAAUAGCGAUAUUUGUUGCAACGAAUAUUGAUAUUGAUAGGUAAAACGUAUGGACGAAGGAAAACCACGAGGGAGGUAGUUGAAAAAGUUAAGUUUGUGAAGGUUAUUAAAGAGAAGCUCCUACAACUAAAGUGGGGGAAGAGGAAGAGGAGAGGAAGUACAUGAAAUGGAGAGUGGAGGGAAGAGAGCAAAGAGAUUGAAGAUUUUAUGCCUUCAUGGAUUCAGAACCAGUGGGAGUUUUCUUAGAAAGCAGCUCACCAAAUGGGAUCCUUCCAUUUUCGCUCACUUUGAUAUGGAAUUUCCAGAUGCUAUAUUUCCAGCAGGAGGAAAAUCAGAGAUUGAAGGAUAUUUUCCACCUCCUUAUUUUGAAUGGUUUCAAUUUAAUGAGGAUUUCACAGAGUACACAAACUUGGAACAAUCCAUUGAUUACUUGAACAACUACAUCACAUGCAAUGGCCCAUUUCAUGGACUCUUAGGCUUUUCUCAGGGCGCGGUAUUGUCAGCACUCUUGUUGGGUUACCAAGCACAGGAGAAGGUGUUGAAGGAGCAUCCACCAAUGAAGAUGUUUGUGUCAAUAUCAGGAACAAAGUUCAAAGAUGAAAGCAUCUGUGAGGUUGCCUACAAGCACAAAAUAAAGGUCAAAUCUGUUCACUUGAUAGGGGAAAAGGAUUGGUUGAAGCUUCCUUCGGAAGAACUUGCUUCUGCCUUCCAUGAGCCUCUCAUCAUAAGGCAUCCUCAAGGUCAUACUGUCCCUAGAUUAGAUGAAGUAGCCACUGAGGAGCUCCGCUGCUGGGUCGAUGCGAUAGUUUCGAGUCAUGAUCAUGUCGGAGACGGAGAAGUAAAGGAGAAUAUCACUCAGAAAGUGGCUGACAACAUUGAGAAUGAGCUCGAGAAUAGUAAUAUAACUUAAGGUGAUACGACUCGGUAUGUUUUUCUCUUCUUCUCAAUUUCUUUUAGUACUCGAAUAAAAAUAUCUCUUUUGAUACUAUUAUGAUACCCGAGUAAAACAAAUUUAUGUAAAUGAACUAUGGUAUAUUUGAACGAGAAUACGACAGACAGUUACGAAA
Cucurbita pepo subsp. pepo (vegetable marrow) is the source of this 1157-nucleotide messenger RNA. RefSeq names its product dihydrofolate reductase. The record is from RefSeq and is a predicted model, not a curated record. NCBI's taxonomy places the organism in Eukaryota, Viridiplantae, Streptophyta, Magnoliopsida, Cucurbitales, Cucurbitaceae.